Messenger RNA from Microcebus murinus (gray mouse lemur), 9495 nucleotides. RefSeq names its product diacylglycerol kinase iota (gene DGKI). Gene Ontology annotation, cellular component: glutamatergic synapse; plasma membrane. Gene Ontology annotation, molecular function: ATP-dependent diacylglycerol kinase activity; protein binding. Lineage: Eukaryota; Metazoa; Chordata; Mammalia; Primates; Cheirogaleidae. Gene Ontology annotation, biological process: phospholipase C-activating G protein-coupled receptor signaling pathway. The record is from RefSeq and is a predicted model, not a curated record.
AUGGAUGCUGCGGGAAGGGGCUGCCAUUUGCUGCCCCUGCCAGCGGCGCGCGGACCUGCCCGCGCUCCCGCCGCCGCCGCCCGCGCCGUCAGCCGGCCCGGCCUCUGCAGCGGCGCCGCCUGGGCUCCCGCGGCCGCCGGAGCGGGCGCCAUGAACCCCAGCCCCUCGGCGGGCGAGGACCAGGGGGCGGCGGGCGGCGGGAGCGGCGCCGGGAGCUGCUGCCUGGGCGCCGAGGGCGGCGCGGACCCGUGGGGCGCAGGGGCGGCGGCGGCGGGGGCCGCUGCCCUGGAGGAGCCCGCGGCCGCCGGCCAGAAGGAGAAGGACGAGGCUCUGGAGGAGAAACUGAGGAACUUAACUUUCCGGAAGCAGGUCUCUUACAGGAAAGCAAUCUCCCGGGCGGGCCUCCAGCAUCUGGCUCCUGCACACCCCCUCAGCCUUCCCGUGGCAAACGGUCCAGCAAAGGAGCCCAGAGCGACUCUGGACUGGAGCGAGAAUGCUGUGAAUGGAGAACACUUGUGGCUGGAGACCAACGUCUCAGGAGACCUCUGCUACCUGGGAGAGGAGAACUGCCAAGUCCGAUUUGCAAAAUCCGCCCUCAGGAGGAAGUGUGCAGUCUGUAAAAUCGUCGUCCACACCGCCUGCAUUGAGCAGCUAGAAAAGAUUAAUUUCAGAUGUAAACCAACAUUUCGAGAAGGGGGCUCAAGAUCACCAAGAGAAAAUUUUGUGCGUCAUCACUGGGUGCACAGGCGCCGGCAGGAGGGGAAAUGUAAGCAGUGUGGAAAGGGCUUCCAGCAAAAGUUCUCCUUCCACAGUAAAGAGAUCGUGGCUAUCAGCUGUUCCUGGUGCAAGCAGGCAUUUCACAAUAAGGUGACCUGCUUCAUGCUGCAUCACAUCGAAGAACCCUGCUCCCUGGGGGCUCAUGCUGCUGUUAUUGUCCCGCCCACCUGGAUCAUUAAGGUGAAGAAACCUCAGAACUCUCUGAAGGCUUCAAAUCGGAAAAAGAAGAGAACAAGCUUUAAAAGAAAAGCCAGUAAAAGAGGAACUGAACAGGAAAACAAAGGUCGUCCUUUUGUGAUAAAACCUAUCUCUUCUCCUCUCAUGAAACCCUUGCUUGUAUUUGUGAACCCCAAAAGUGGAGGUAACCAGGGAACCAAAGUCCUGCAGAUGUUCAUGUGGUACCUGAAUCCACGGCAAGUCUUUGAUCUUUCUCAGGAAGGGCCAAAAGACGCGCUCGAGUUGUAUAGGAAAGUACCAAAUCUGCGAAUUCUUGCCUGUGGUGGGGAUGGAACGGUGGGCUGGAUCCUUUCCAUCCUGGAUGAACUGCAGCUGAACCCUCAGCCUCCCGUGGGGGUCCUUCCUCUGGGCACUGGGAAUGACCUGGCUCGGACUCUCAACUGGGGAGGGGGCUACACUGAUGAACCUGUUUCUAAGAUCCUGUGCCAAGUAGAAGAUGGGACAAUUGUACAGCUAGAUCGCUGGAACCUCCACGUGGAAAGAAACCCAGACUUGCCUCCAGAAGAACUUGAAGAUGGCGUAUGUAAGCUCCCUCUGAAUGUUUUCAAUAAUUACUUCAGCCUUGGAUUUGAUGCUCAUGUCACACUGGAGUUCCAUGAAUCCAGAGAAGCAAAUCCAGAGAAGUUCAACAGUCGUUUUCGAAAUAAAAUGUUCUAUGCAGGGGCAGCUUUUUCUGAUUUCCUUCAGAGAAGUUCCAGAGAUCUAUCCAAACAUGUUAAAGUUGUUUGUGAUGGAACAGAUCUCACCCCAAAGAUUCAGGAACUGAAGUUCCAGUGUAUAGUAUUUUUAAAUAUACCUAGAUAUUGUGCUGGCACAAUGCCCUGGGGAAACCCAGGAGAUCACCAUGAUUUUGAGCCUCAGCGUCAUGAUGAUGGGUACAUUGAGGUUAUUGGAUUCACCAUGGCCUCUUUGGCUGCCCUCCAAGUUGGGGGCCACGGAGAAAGGCUACACCAGUGUCGAGAAGUCAUGCUUCUAACGUACAAAUCCAUCCCCAUGCAAGUGGAUGGGGAGCCCUGUAGGUUGGCCCCAGCCAUGAUUCGCAUCUCCCUGAGGAAUCAGGCCAACAUGGUGCAGAAGAGCAAGAGGAGAACGUCCAUGCCUUUACUCAACGAUCCCCAGUCUGUCCCAGAUCGCCUGAGGAUCCGGGUGAACAAAAUCAGUUUACAAGACUAUGAAGGAUUCCACUAUGACAAAGAGAAGCUCCGGGAAGCUUCCAUACCUCUGGGUAUUCUAGUUGUGCGUGGAGACUGUGAUUUGGAGACUUGCCGUAUGUACAUAGACCGCCUACAGGAGGACCUGCAGUCAGUUUCUUCUGGCUCCCAGAGAGUUCAUUACCAGGACCGAGAAACCUCCUUCCCCAGGGCUCUCUCAGCUCAGAGGCUCUCCCCUCGCUGGUGCUUCCUAGAUGCAACUUCUGCUGAUCGCUUUUAUCGAAUAGACAGAUCUCAGGAACAUUUGCACUUUGUGAUGGAGAUUUCCCAAGAUGAGAUUUUUAUUCUGGACCCCGAUAUGGUGGUGUCACAGGCGGCGGGGACGCCUCCAGGAAUGCCCGAUCUGGUAGUGGAGCAAGCCUCGGGGGUGUCGGACUGGUGGAACCCCGCCCUGCGGAAACGCAUGCUGAGCGACAGCGGGCUGGGGGUGAUAACGCCCUAUUAUGAAGACUCGGAUAUGAAGGACCUCAGCCACUCCCGCGUGCUACAGUCACCAGUCUCUUCAGAAGAUCAUGCAAUUUUGCAGGCAGUAAUAGCUGGUGAUCUUAUGAAGCUAAUAGAAAGCUAUAAAAAUGGAGGCAGUCUGCUAAUUCAGGGACCGGACCAUUGUUCACUCCUUCACUACGCAGCUAAAACCGGCAACGGGGAGAUUGUGAAAUAUAUCCUUGACCACGGACCUUCCGAGUUAUUGGAUAUGGCAGACAGCGAAACGGGUGAGACUGCACUGCACAAGGCCGCCUGCCAGCGGAACCGGGCUGUGUGCCAGCUUCUGGUGGACGCAGGAGCAUCUCUGAGAAAGACGGACUCCAAGGGUAAGACACCUCAAGACAGAGCACAGCAAGCUGGGGACCCAGAUUUGGCUGCUUACCUAGAAAGCCGUCAGAACUAUAAGAUCCUUGGCCAUGAGGACCUGGAAACUGCUGUUUGACCCUGGUAGAUGGACAAAGAGAACGUGAGCAAGCAUAUCACCUAUGCCCUCCCAGCGAUUGGGCAGCACCCCUGGACGAAGCUGAUGGAAUCCAUAAAUCUGUCUCUCUCCUGCAAGAAUCUGAGACCAUGCCACCAGUUUUUAAGGGCUACCACUAUGUACAACAGAACAUGAUAGCCCAUUGAGAAAGAGGCAGGGUACCUGGAGAUUUGUGGAAUACAGUACGAGUUCCACAAAAUUCGAUCCUUAUUGCUUCCAGCAAGUAGCAUGAACUUCUGUGUUCACCUGUAUAAUUUAUUUUAAAGAUUCAAAGGAUGUUCGUAUUAAUGGCACUGCUCCCUCCUCCCCCUAUGCAUUCAUUUUUCCCCUGUACCACAUAAUUCUACUGCAACUACCCAUCAAUUCAAAAAAAAUAUGAUAUUAUUUCUUCUCUUUACAUCCAGUCUCCGAAGACCACAAGAUUGUCUGGAGGUCUUCUAAACCCUCUGGAGGUCCUGCAGAAACAUAACUAUAAAACCACUUCCAUUUCCAAGAUGAAAUAUAUCAAGACUACUUAGUGACUCUUUGCAUGUCCUACCCCCCACCCCACCCCCCAUUUCAUUAUAUAGGAGCUGGGAAGUGCCACAUGGAUAAUGUCAACUUGUGUGCUAUAUCUCUGAGGUAUGGUGAGGUGGCAUGGGAGUUGUCUGCGCUUGGCGGUACCUCAGAGAGGUAACCCAGGGGUCGGCCCGGGCUGCUGGGCUGUAUAGUCCAUAGCCUUGCAGGACUGGUUCCGCUUGGGCUGUUUGUACAGCUCCGUACUGCCUAUGUGUAGCCAUCUUUGCCUUUUGCUGCAAUAGAGAUGAGCAAUGGAUUCAGCAGAGGCCCACAGUUAGUUUGCAGAACCACUCAAUUUUAAGUGCUGUUUAAAUUGCAGAGCAGAAAAUCGUGUGUGGGAACUGUGGUUACAGGAAAUGGAGCACUCUAACAACGUUUACGUCUAAACUUUGUUGAGUGAUAAUAGAAAGCAGCCUAAUUGACUUGAAAAAAAAAAAAACAGCAAGAGCAAAAGUAGCAACAUAUGUCAACAUAUGUCACUUAAGCAAGAAGACAGUCAUUGGAAUGUUGCACGGAGGCUAAUAACUUUAGACUCUUGGAUGCAGUAGUGAGAGGGGCCUCAUUUUAGGUUUUUCUUCUAGAUUUUUGGUUUUCAUUACUCCAAGUAAGCCUUGACCCAAGGACAAACCCUUGUUGACUAAGUUCCACUCCCAGAUUUCUGGGAUGUUUGGAUCUUUCUGAUGGAUGCUUCAACUGUUACUUGUCAGGCCCCAUGGUCAUACCUGAUAACCCCAUUUUCCACGUGUGGGGUAGUCUAAUAUAUUAUUUUCCCUAGUUUACUUUCCCCUACCAGAAAGUUCUCAGUGCAAACCACUGUGGGAAUCUAGCCAGAAAUGUCUGUCUGGUAGUGGAAUUGCAACGUCUAAUCCUGCCACGGAUUGGAUGGUACUUGAAGGUACCUCUAUCAGGGACUCUGUGAUAACUGAAAUAUCAGGAGAAAAAGUCUUCUAACUUUCUGUCCAAAUAUCUAUUUGCCUUGGGUAUAAGUCAAAAAUAAAAGCGAGUGUCCAAGGAUUCUGAUUUUGGCUAAAUCUGAUGUCUCCUGAGCUUAUUUCUGUUUUGCUCUUGGACACAGCAAAGUGCUUUUCUAGUGUUCGUGCAUGUGAUUGUUUCUCCGCACUUACUUUAAAGGUCUGGUGGUGACAUUUUGCUCAUCUGAAUCACAUUUUGGUCACAUAUCACCAUUUUGAAAGUACUGCUAUGGUAUGCAAUGUUAUGUAGGAACAGGCGUUUUACUUCCAGUCUCUCCGUGGUCAUUUCAAAGUAAAAUUGUUGGCAUUAUUUCUACCUGUGGGAGAAUGGUUUUGUUGCAAUUAUGUCCAUAUAUCAGUCUCAUAAAUGGAACUAUCUUUUGAAUUUUACAGGAACUAUCUUUUGAAUUUUAAAUUUUACUAUCUUUUGAAGUAAGGCCUAUGGUAGAUUCUUUCCAGAAGCUGAAAAAAUAUGCUGCAGGAGAAUUUAAUCACUGUGCUUCUGCUGGGAUAUUUUUUUUUUUCUAGUUGGUGGGACUGUCAAGGCAAUGUUGUGAUUACAGAAAUAUAAUCCUUGAGGCAGAUUGGAAUCUGGCUCCGGAUAGUACCUUCCAUUCCCUGUACUCAGCCACACAGUUGGCCAAGCAGUAAGUUACUCAGACUGCUACUGCUGGGAUGAAGGACUUAAUUUUCAUCAAAUACUGUCUCACAUUUCUCUGUGCAUGCUAAAUUUUCCAGAGAAAAUUUAGGGUACAGGUGGCUAUGAGCCAAUUCAAAUAACUCCAAUUGAGGACACGAAUAAAUCCCUGAUACGAAAAAUGAUGAGGUACUGACUACCAUAAGGGUCCUGCUGCAUUUGGAAAUUGUGCCAAAAUUUUAAAAAAGGCAUUAGAGUCCUACAUUAUUGAUGAGGAGUGUGAUACAUGAUAUAUCUUUGAAAAAGCAAAAACCUCUAGGACUUGUGCUUUCCAAAAAAAAGUGAGCAGAACAAUCACAUAUUUAAUAUGGUUUCAACAUUAAAUCAUCUCCUGUAGCAUUUUUUUUUUUCCUUUUUAAAUGGUCACUAGGUGUGACAGCCUAAGUAUACUGUAUCCCUUUAAUGGCCUAUCUGGAAGCAUAGAAGCAAAUGGUCUGGUCCUGGUCUGAAAACCCAUAUGAACUUUAACAGACAUAAAACUAUGGACUUCUAGAAGUAUCAUUUCUAUGAAGUCCACUGAGACAGUAGGAGCAGCCGGCUUAGCUGGCUCCACCGUGUUGGCCCUUCGUGCCAUGGCACUGUCUGCUCUGGGAUUUCGUUUUUAGAUUAGGCUGAUAGAGGGAUGAAAAACGAGGAGUUAUUAAAAGGCAACAUGCCAUAACCUUAAAGGCCGUCAUUUUUGCAACCUUAAGUUCCAGUAUUGCACAUUUAAAGAAACAGGACACGGUUCAUCUGUGCUUUCUCACAGUUGAAGACUUGAUAAAGAAUAGAAGACUAGUAAACCAAGAAGGAUAUAAACACCGUGACUAGGAAUUUCGCUUUGAGAGUCCACGUUUCCUCCCUAGAGGUGUGACAACCAAAACCAGCACAGGUUUUGAAACAGAAUUCCGCUGGCAGCCGCACAGCCGUGGAGCGAGUGACGACUGGGGCAGAGCCUCGCAAAUGCCCCUGCUCUGUGUCCUUCGCUGACAGCUGCUCAGGCAGCUCUGUCUGCGCUGGGAGAUGCUUCGCAGCAAGUUCGUUCUCAUUCGGACCUAGCGACAGUCCCUUUGCCUAAAGGAUUUCUGAAAUUACUAGAAUCCUCGUAAUAGUCACGUCUUAGAAAAUGUGGCACAGCAGUUCCAUCUUAUUACGUGACAAUUUUAUUAAUUAAUAGUUAGAUUUUUUUAGUUGUAAAAAUGGCACAUACUUUUCAUAAAAGGUUUUAAUACCACAGAUGAGGGUCAUGUGCAAAGUCAAGGCGUUUGUGCUGGGGUUGUGUCCCCCUCCCCAGAGAUAAAGAGUGUGAACGCUGAUAAACAUUGCUUAUAUGUUACAUCAGAAAUACUCCAUUCAUAAACAAGCACAUAUUCGUGUAUAUUCACGCACAUACAUAGAACCUUAUUUGAUACAUAUAUGUGUAUAUCUACUGUACACCCAUAUAUCUCAUAGGUUUAGAAAAGAGAAUAAUUGUAAAAGAGUGCUGAUCAUCAGUAUAUAUGUAUAGUUAAGACCAACAGGCAAAGAUAGAUAAGGUAAAGGAGAAUUUUCAUUUAUUUUUUGUUUCCAUUAUUACUAAGCUUAGUUCUACCACUGCAUCACUAUAACUGCACAUGGCAUUUGCUACUGCCUGUGUCGUAAAACCCAUGACCACACAUUCUUGUAAUUGUUUUUGUUGCUUUCCAUGAAGCAUGAAACCUAUCUUAGCCCCAAGACUUACCUGUGCUAUUUUUGGAUUUCAAGUAAAGGAGAGUUCCUCCCUCUGUGAUCCUUACACCACUUUACAAGGCUGAGUUUACAAAACUCACACCCAGUAGGUUGCUUAAUGAUAUUUAAUUAGGGCAAGUGACUGCCAGGAAGGGGUAGUAAGUUGGAUGUAGGGUAGGGUCUGAGCAGCUUAUCUUCCUUCUAGUGGGAGUAGUAAUGAAAUCACUGAGAACAGCAUGAAAUUAAUUAUUUUGUUCAAUUAUGCUAUUUAAAAAUAAAAAUAGUAUUUUGUUAAAAUGGCUCAUCAUAACCAUCAAAUAAAAUUACUACUUGCUCUAUGUAAAUGAAUUAUGUUCAUUUUAGGGGGGAAAAAGUACAACAAUAUCUAUUAAAUUAGCUUUCUGAUUAAUCUUUAACAUUGAUUUAGUAUAAAAUCACUUCUGUCCACAUCUUAACUGAAUCUCUCAAUUCUUCUCACCCUGAGUUUCAUGCUCAGCUGAUUAGAAGUCCUGCAGUUCUUUCUCUGCGAAGCUUCUCAGACUGACCAGGGCCCCACCUUCUUCUGUAUCCCAUUCAUCUCUCAUCUCUUAGCCCUCUAAUUUUCUAGCUACAAUAGUUCUGCUCUUGAACUUUCUGUCACUACCAUUGAUAAUUUUGUCAUACAGCUGACAAAUUCUUCCCCAGAUAUUGUGCUCAAAAUGGAUCAAAAUGAAAUUACCCUCUGGGGCAAGUAUCCAUUUUGCCCAAAGGACAAAUAGAUGUGCACUGGCCUCGAUCAUCUUAUAGGAUUAUGGCAAACAUGAUUCUGAAACAUAAUCUGUCAGGUUUAGCAAAUAUCCAUCUUUGUCAUAUGGGAGUCCACAAUCAUGGCUGCCACUUCCACAGUGAUGUAAGCAGCGUGCCCUGUGACAUCACCUAGAAGACUAGAUGGCAUAUUAAUAGUUUUUUACUCCUCAGGGUCAGCUGGGGAGUUUUAGGCUGUCUCCCCACAGUUUAAUGAGAAAGCUAACAGUAAGCAAAGAGUCGUACCCAUGGACGUGCUCUCCCAGGACAAUGAGAUUCACUGAACUGGUCCCCAAAAGAGAGCAGAAAAAAUAAUUCUUAGACCAUUGAAGCAUACAUUUUAAAGUAAAAAUUUGAAUAUUGGAUGAUAGCCUCAUGAUGGAUAGAUUCCAGAAUCUAUUUAUAUAUGUAUUCAGUCAUUAUGCAUGCAAUCAUAUAUUCAUGCACCAAUCAUACAUGCGUAUAUUUAAUCAUUUAUUGGAGAAAUAUUUACCACUCUGAUGCAGGCGCCAUGCUAAGGAUAUAACAACGAAUGCAAUAGACAAAACUCUGGACUGCAUGGCGCUGGCAUCUAGGAGAAAGUACAAGUUCCACGGUGAUGAGUUCUGUGCAGAACUCCAGGGUACCCAGCAUGUGCUGGAAGCUCAACCAAGGCUUUAUUGUACCAACCCCUCACUAGUCAGCAAUGUUGUGGUUCUAUGAAAACAAAUAUUAACUAGAAAAAAAUAAUGAUAGUUUGUCUUUCCAUUUUCCUGGAGUCUUGGUAGUGUUCUUGAAAGUGUAUUUGAAACGAAGACUUUAAGAUAAGACAUAGAAACACUACUAAAUGAGGGCUAAGACUCAUUUAUUAUAGCUCUCAAGGACAGAUGUAGGAAUAACAAACAUAAUUUGCAGUGGGUGUUGACUAAAUAUAAAGAAAAAGAGGUAUAAAUAUUGUUUAAUAGUGGGAGUGAGCAUCCUUUCAGAGUUAUAAACUUUUAGCCCCUGGGAGCAUUCAAACAGAAGAUACCUGGCAGACAACCUACCUUGAGGGGUGUUGUGAUUAGGGACAUGUGAUUUGGGGGAGCUGGAAUUAGAUUCUAUGAUUUUUAAAAAGUUUCUUUUAAAGUGGCUUUGUUGAAUGGCAGGAUUUCAUUUUCAAAAACUCAUUGAAAUCUUGAUUUUUAAUCUUUAAAAACAUCACUUUAUAAGUCAGAAGCUUUAAAAUCUUUGGGGGAGGGAUGGCCUCUAGUUACCAUAUAAAAAAUUUGAAACCAACGAAGCAUGAAUUUAAGAGCUAGUAAAAAGAAAACAUACUAAGAGGUGUAACUUAAUCCAAAAUACUUCUGGAAGCAUUAUGGAUUUUGAUGAAUAUUCUUAGGCCUUGUUAAGUAAAGUCCUAUUAGAAAUCUGUCUUACCGUCCAUCCAAUAUAAAAAAGUGCUGUGAUUUGAUAUUCUUAGAAUUAAGUGUAAUCUAAAAUAACCACAGAAGAAAAUUCUGCUAAAAGACAUUUUGGAGCCAAGUAAAUAUGUACAUGAAAGGCAAUCAUGGAAAAUUCCUUGGCUUCUGCUACCAGCAUGGUAAUUACAAGAGACAACCUACCCAUGGAAAUAAAAAAAAAAAAAAA